GACCGAAGACUGAAGUAAUGAGCAAUGGGUCAUUUCCACGAAGACGAACCAGAAGAUGGGGUUCCUGAUGAGAGGUUACCUGCAUCAAAUUCUGAACUGGAUAUUGCUAAGAAACAACAGGAUAAAAUUUAUAAAUGCAGUUACGAGGGGUGUGAAAAAAGUUAUGGCAAACUUUCUCUGCUAGAGAGGCAUCUUCGUGGACACGUUGGGGAGAAACCCUGGAAGUGCACGUUUCCGAGAUGUGGAAAGGCUUACACGACAUCUUUCAAGUUAAAAAAACAUCGAAACACUCAUGACAAUUUUUCUCGUCCCUUCAGUCCGGAUCUCCCCGAUCUUCCUCCAGCAAAAAAACCGAAAACUCUGCAUAAAUGUACUUACGAGGGAUGUGAAGCUACUUUUAAAAAGCGGGACAGACUCGAGGGACACAUUCGACAACACAAGGGAGAGAGACCAUUCAAAUGCACAGUGGAAAAUUGCGACAAGGCGUACGCCACCAACUCUCAUCUGAAAAGACACGUGCAGAGCCAUACUAAAGUCUCUACUUCACUCAUCUGUGACAUCUGCUCAUUGGCUCUGAGCAAUCGUCAGAAUCUCCUCAGACAUCAUAAAAGAGUCCACAGUAGCAACAGACUCUACUGUGAAGAGUGCAAUCAAACAUUCAGAAAGAAAAGCAACUUUGCUGAGCACAUGGCUACGAUUCACACCGGUCAGGUCAUCACGUGUGACAAGUGCACCAAAACAUUCAAGACUUCUGCGCUGUUGACCAGGCACUAUCGAACUCAUAUCAAGUCUUAUCCCUGCGACAGAGCCGAUUGCAAAAGAGUAUUCAACAAGUUCAUUGAGUUGAGAAGGCAUAAGCAGAAUGAUCAUGUAAAUGAAUACAAAUGCCCCAAAUGUGAAAAAGCUUUUCUAUCCAGAUCCCAUGUGAAGUAUCACUUGCAGGUGCACUCGGGCUCUCUAAUCCCCUGCCCCUAUGACAUGUGUUACAAAACGUAUAGUUAUCAGAAUAAUCUCGAUUUUCACAUACGCUCAGCUCACAUGAACAUCAAAGUUUACUGUGAUAUCUGUAAACUUGGGUUUAAUGAUAAGGCAACGAUCAGGAGGCACAUUCAGACUCUCCACAUGUGCAAAGUCAAGACCAAAAAUGAGAGGAAAAAGGAGAGGAAGAAGAGGAGAGAUGCUGGAAGGGCUAAGAAGAGUAUGGUAUCGAAAUUGUGUGGAUUGGAAUUACCAUUUACUGAUGAGAAGGCCGUUCUCACACGAUCCCCUAGAGUAUGUGCGACAAACGUUACAUUUCCAGCUGCAGAGAACGCUUCACCAUGAAUUCAUUCAGUAACUCGUUUAAUUAUUCAUAAAUGUAUGAAUUUGGGAGUAAUUUAAUUCAUAAAACAACAAUUAAAUUCCUAAAAUUGUGAUUGAAUUGAUGACAGAAGUUGUAAAUAUUCCACAGGAAUUUUUGGAUGUCAUGAAUUCAGUUGGACAUGAAUUUACUGAAGAUAUUCAGUAAAUUUUUGAUUUUUAUUUCUUCACUGCUACUUAACUAUUUUCGUAUGCAUCUAAUUAAAUCUCAGGAAUUUUUUUACUCCGAUUGAUUUUUAUUUAUUUGUACUCAUCCAACAUGAAUGAUCCAACAUGAAUUCUGUUCGUAGCACAUGAAUUUCUAAUAUUUCAUUAAUGCAAAAAAGAAAUGAAACUCAAUUUACUGCGAUGACUAAUUAAAUCCAAAGUGAAUUUAUGUGGACAACUGUUUUUGUUUAAAAUCGGCGCUUCAAGCUCCAGUCACUAAUGGAAUUAUCACGACAAAUUUCCGGGAUUUUAAUUUUAUUUUUCUGCAAUAGGAUAUUCUCUUUUUUUAAUUUCUCUGCUGAAUCCCCCGGAAAUGUUGUACAAUAUAUAUGAAAGAAUAAUAUAUUUCGUAAUGAACUUUUGCUGUGUCCAUUAAUUUUCAAUAAACGCGCGCGUAUUGUUA
Messenger RNA from Fopius arisanus, 1969 nucleotides. RefSeq names its product zinc finger protein 501. Lineage: Eukaryota; Metazoa; Arthropoda; Insecta; Hymenoptera; Braconidae. The record is from RefSeq and is a predicted model, not a curated record. Gene Ontology annotation, cellular component: nucleus. Gene Ontology annotation, molecular function: RNA polymerase II cis-regulatory region sequence-specific DNA binding; DNA-binding transcription factor activity, RNA polymerase II-specific. The transcript is spliced from 6 exons. Gene Ontology annotation, biological process: regulation of transcription by RNA polymerase II. The coding region runs from base 25 to 1323 and encodes 432 amino acids.